CAAAAACCUCUAAUAAGUAUUUUAAUAAGAGGGGAGGAUAUGGCCACAACGCUCUGCAUGCUAGCGUGAGCGUGAGAAAAGCCAAUUCAGCUACUACCGACGGACAAGGGAUGGAUACAAUUCAACUGAUGAAAGCAGCCACCACUGGUGAUGUUGAAGCAAUGAGACGCAUGGACCCAGCCGUGCUGUCUGAAAGGACUCCAGCGGGGAACACCUGCCUCCACAUCGCCUCCAUCCAUGGCCACCAGGCGUUCUGCCAGGCCGUUCUGGACGUGGACAGCCAUUUCCUCCACCUCCUCGCCGCCGUCAACGCCGACGGGGAGACACCGCUGCUUGUCGCUGUGACAAGCGGGCAUAUCUCUUUGGCAUCCUUCUUUCUUCCGCUGUAUAAAGGCCCUGGACUGAGCGACGCACUCACGAAGCAGGACAAGCACGAAUGCAAUGCGCUGCACCAUGCCAUCCGCAGCGGCCAUAAUAAGGAGCUCGCGCUGCGCUUGAUAGCAGCAGCGCCUUCGUUGUCACGUGCUGCGAACAAGUAUGGCGAGUCGCCCAUGUUCAUAGCCGCUAUGAGAGAUUACCAAGACGACGUCUUGGACAGGCUACUGGAAAUUCCUGACUCUGCCGAUGGGGGAGCCGGUGGUAACAAUGCUCUUCAUGCUGCCGUAAGAAAUGGCAACUCAGGUAUUGCCAAGAAAAUUAUUCAGGCACGUCCUCAGCUAGCCCGAGAAGAAGAUGUGCACAACGAGACCCCAGUGCACCUCGCCGUACUUCGGGGCCAUGUGGAUGUCUUGAGAGUAUUGUUGGAGCACGACCAGACUUUAGGCUACCUUGUCUGCUCGGACGGCACUCCUCUCCUUAACAUUGCCGCACUUCGCGGCUAUGUUAGUGCCGCUCGAGAGAUCCUUGACCAUUGUCCAGAUACCCCGUAUGGAAAACAAAAUGGCUCGACAUGUCUCCACGUGGCUGUACAGAGUGAUGAGAUGGAGUUUGUCAAUUUUGUCCUGACCUCGCAGCAACUUCGUAAACUCGUUAACAUGCGAGAUCAGAAUGGGAUGACUGCGCUUCAUCACUCAGUCCGGAAGUGCAUGCCCAAGAUGCUCGCGGCUUUGCUGCGUCACCCCGACAUAGACGUCACAGUGCUUACCAACAAAGGAUCCCCGGCAACCUGGUUAUUCGAUGAUGCCAUCAAGAGCGCCAAGUCCUUACAGUGGAAUGAAGUGUCCAUGAUGUUGCUGAAUGCUGACCCCAAAAGAGCCACAAAUAUUUAUAAUCUUCAUAAGGAAAUAAAGGAUAAAAUAACUGAUGAGUCAAGGAAGAUUGUCAAAUCUUUGACGGAAACAUACACAAGAAACACUUCUAUAGUGGCAAUCCUCAUGGCGUCAAUCACCUUUACAGCAGCUUUAACAUUGUCUGGAUGGUACAGAAGUGAUGCCGCUGGAAGCCAGGGGCUUCCUAUCAUGGCAAAAAAGUUUGCAUUUCAAGCAUUCUUGAUCUCUGACACCUUGGCAAUGUGCUCCUCACUUUCUGUUGCCUUCAUAUGCGUCAUAGCAAGGUGGGAGGAUUUUGAGUUCUUGCUUUACUACAGAUCUAUGACAAACAAGAUUAUGUGGUUUGCAUACAUGGCAACCAGCACGGCAUUCGCAACUGGUUUAUACACAGUUUUGGCCCCACGUCUGCUACCAUUGGCUAUUGCGAUCUGCUGUCUUCCUGUUUUACUGCCCAUUUUGACCAUGCUGCUUGGUAGAUGGCCUGUCCUGAGGCUCCAGUUUAGGUUGGGUCGAUCAUUCAAGUCCGACCUUCUUGACAUGGUUUGAUCUCACCAGCUUGUGCUAUUUGUUCUAGCUAUUCGUUAUGUUCAUUAUCUUCUAAUAAUGUUAUGUAUGCUAAAUA
Molecule: messenger RNA, 1890 nt
Organism: Panicum hallii
Lineage: Eukaryota; Viridiplantae; Streptophyta; Magnoliopsida; Poales; Poaceae
Product: ankyrin repeat-containing protein NPR4-like
Exons: 4
Coding region: 111-1814 (567 amino acids)
Cellular component (GO): plasma membrane
Molecular function (GO): protein phosphatase regulator activity; protein phosphatase 1 binding
Source: RefSeq, a predicted model, not a curated record